UUUCAAUUCCCAAAAACUCGCUGAACCUGAUCUCACCGGACAGGUGCGUUUUUAAAACGACGGAGGACGGUUCACUGGAGGAGGACGACGGGGUUAUGAUUACAUCUCCAUUAAAAGUUCUCCACAAGUUCUUGCAAGUUUCAUGACCCACUAUGGCAGUAAACCUGAGUAAAAACGGACCCGCGCUUACAGACGCAUACAAUGAAGUGGUGAACGGGAAAACGGGCACAAACUGGGUGUUGUUCACCUACGAAGGAAACAGUAAUGACAUUCGGGUUGCAGGAAAGGGAGAUGGUGGGCUUGAAGAAAUGGUGGAGGAACUGAACAGUGGUAAAAUCAUGUACGCUUUCUGUAAAGUGCUGAACCCCAGUUCUGGAGUCUCCAAGUUUGUGCUCAUCAACUGGACCGGCGAGGGAGUAAAGGAUGUUAGAAAGGGUGUUUGUGCCAAUCAUGUUCACUCAAUGGCCAAUUUUCUGAGGGGUGCCCAUGUGACCAUCAACGCUCGAUCAGAUGAUGAUGUUGAACCUGCUGCCAUCAUGGAGAAGGUUUUUAAGGGCUCGGGCGUCAACUACAACAUCCACAAAGAAUCAAACCAGAACAAUAAUUGUGAACCUAUUGGACGUGUGGGUUCUGUCUAUAAAAAGGUCAGUGCUUUAGAUGAAAUCCAAGGUACGACCAGAGAAAACUUCUGGGCUCAGGCUGAGCAAGAUGAAAAGAACCGCCGACAGGAGGAGCGCAGGAAGGCAAAUGAGGAGAGGCAGCGUCUGGAAAAAGAACAGAGAGAGCAAGAGGCUAGAGAGGCAGACGAACGAGAACGAAGGAGGAGGGAGAGAGAGAAAGAGAUAGACCAGCAGAGGCUUUUUGAAAAGAAACAAGAGGCAGCAAAUAAAGAACAGGAUCAAAGAAAAUUGGAGAAAGAGGAGAAGGAACACCAGUCUCCUGUAAAAGCAGGAAUAUUGCGAGCUGAGUCUGUGCAGAAGGCCAAUGAGGCGGCGUCAAUCAUCUCUCAGCGUUCCAUCAAUCCCAGGGAGCUGUUCAUGAAGAAGGAGAGAAGCUUGAUCAACAGUGAAACACCUUCUUCAGCUUCUCGACCAGGUCAGUUGAGAAGCCCAUUUUUAUCCCAGCAAAGAGUCAGUGCAGAAAACCCUCGCAGUGAGAGCAGGUCUCAGCCCUUAUCUCCAGUUCGCCCCGCAGCAGCCGUCUCAGUUUCACAUGUACCAGCUCCCAUCUCUCCAGUGCAUGAAACACCGGCUUUCCCUGUAAAAAAUGCAGACCCCUUCUCUGAUGAUCCAUUUGUAUCUGAACAAGCCGAGGGAUCUGAAGAUGAAUGGGAUGAUUCGGAUGAGGAGGGAUCGAGUCCUGCUGACGGGAACCGAGAAGGUGAAUACAGCAUCUACGCGAGCGUCCCCUCAGAUGAAAGUCUCUAUGUGAACGUUAACCAGGAUUUCCAAACCCCUACUACUGAAGACGAGGAGACAGGCGAUAACCAGAACAUUUGCGCAAGAGCACUAUAUGACUACCAAGCUUCGGAUGACACAGAGAUCACCUUUGACCCGGAUGAUAUUAUCACAGGGAUCGAGAUGAUAGAUGAGGGCUGGUGGAGGGGUUACAGUCCUGAUGGUCACUACGGAUUGUUUCCUGCUAAUUAUGUGGAGCUUCUUUAAGUCUACAGUAACCAAUCAGAUGCAAUACUAUGUGACUAAAUGAUUGUGGUUUGCUAGUAUGCUUUAAUGAUGUUACGGGGCAUUUGGAAAAUCUGAUUUCUUAAAUUUGUACUUUAUCUAAAUAUUGUUCAAUAAAAGUUUUGUGUCUCUUUUA
Molecule: messenger RNA, 1818 nt
Organism: Ctenopharyngodon idella (grass carp)
Lineage: Eukaryota; Metazoa; Chordata; Actinopteri; Cypriniformes; Xenocyprididae
Gene: dbnla
Product: drebrin-like a
Exons: 15
Coding region: 153-1664 (503 amino acids)
Biological process (GO): positive regulation of dendritic spine morphogenesis; neuron projection morphogenesis; regulation of actin filament polymerization
Cellular component (GO): plasma membrane; postsynaptic membrane; dendrite
Molecular function (GO): actin filament binding
Source: RefSeq, a predicted model, not a curated record